This is a messenger RNA of Panicum virgatum (switchgrass), 1293 nucleotides long. RefSeq names its product BTB/POZ and MATH domain-containing protein 1-like. Gene Ontology annotation, molecular function: protein binding. The transcript has 2 exons. Bases 1 to 1293 code for a protein of 430 amino acids. Lineage: Eukaryota; Viridiplantae; Streptophyta; Magnoliopsida; Poales; Poaceae. The record is from RefSeq and is a predicted model, not a curated record. Gene Ontology annotation, biological process: protein ubiquitination.
AUGGCCGGUAUUCCUAAACCUGGUGAAGUAGAUUCUGCCAAUAUCCGGAGGUCGAAUGUUCAACAACUUUCGGUCGAGCAUCAGAAGAUUCUUGAUGGCGUCCAGAAGAAGAUCGGAGAAGAUAAGGAGAUCCAAAAAAUUAGAGAAGAGAAGGAGAAAGAGAUCCAGAAGCUGGAAGAAGAAGCCAUGAACCAGUACAUCUCACACUUCUCCAUCGACCGGCAAGGGAAGGUCAUGACGGAUGACGUCUUCGACGCUUCACAGUUUGAGUUCUGCCCCAACACCAACUACUCCCUGCUCGACGGCCGCAUCGGCGCCGGCAUGUCCAUCGAGUCCGCCCCCUUCUCCGUCGGCGUUUACAACUGGAUCAUCGAGUUCUACCCGGACGGGCAUUCCAUGGAGGACUGCUGCUGCUGCUGCAUGAGCGCGGCGUCCUCGUUCGUGUCCAUCUGCGACGGAGCAGUGACCGUGAACGCCAAGUACACCCUGAGCCUCGUGGACAGGGACGGCAGGGCGGCGGCGUCGUGGCUCUGGCGCCGCCGGUCGGCCACGGUGACCUACGGGUGGCCGCACCCGAGGAGCUGGGGCUUCAAGGUCUUCUACCUAAAGCCGCUCCUGCGGUUCUCGGGGUACCUCGACGACGACCGCCUCAAGAUCCGGUGCGAGCUCACCGUCUUCACGCCGCCGCGCACGGAGUACACCACGCCCGCGCCGGCCCCGCCGCCGGAGCUGCCGGGCCACCUCGAGCGCGCGCUCAGGGACGGGAGGGGCGCCGACGUGACGUUCGCCGUGGCGGGGAGGGAGUUCCGCGCGCACAGGGCCCUGCUCGCCGCGCGGUCCCCCGUCUUCGACGCCGAGCUCCUCGGCCCCAUGGCGGAGAAGGACUCCCGGCGCGCCGUGCGGAUCGAGGACAUGGAGCCGGCGGUCUUCGAGAUGCUCCUCCACUUCAUCUACACGGACUCGCCGCCGGGCAGCUUCGAGGGCUACAGCACCGCGACGGCGCAGGAUUUGCUGGUCGCUGCGGAUCUGUACGGGAUGGAGAGGCUCAAGCUGAUGUGCGCGGAGAAGCUGUGCAAGAGCAUUGAUGUGGCGACCGUCAUGGCCAUACUGGCCUUGGCGGACCAGCACCAUUGCCAAGAGCUUAAAGAAGCCUGCGUUGCGUUCAUGUCGGCGCCAAAAGUGUUGAGAGUCCUUGUGGCGCCAGACGAGUUCAAGCACCUGAUGGCGAGCUGCGCCCAGCUGGUUUCGAGGGGCAGCCUUGAAGGUGCAUCUGUCCAAAGAGAGUUGAAGUAG